Pyricularia grisea is the source of this 14268-nucleotide messenger RNA. RefSeq lists its product as uncharacterized. The record is from RefSeq and is a predicted model, not a curated record. The transcript has 5 exons. Lineage: Eukaryota; Fungi; Ascomycota; Sordariomycetes; Magnaporthales; Pyriculariaceae. Bases 1 to 14268 code for a protein of 4755 amino acids. Gene Ontology annotation, biological process: secondary metabolite biosynthetic process; amino acid activation for nonribosomal peptide biosynthetic process. Gene Ontology annotation, cellular component: cytoplasm. Gene Ontology annotation, molecular function: catalytic activity; phosphopantetheine binding.
AUGUCUAUUAUCACCAGAAAAGACUUGGCCAACCCUCGCUUGUCAGAGGCCGAGGCCGAUGAUUGGCGCAGGGUCUUUCAAGAAGCUCCCCCAUGUGCGUUUCCCCGGCCCCGCGCCGGCGCAACCUCUGCCGGCACCGUCCAAUCUGGAUCCGUGCUGCGCCGUCAAAUCUUUCUCCCCAACAGCGGCCGCUCAGGCUUCGCCCUCGACACCGUCCUGCAGGCCGCUUGGGCUUUUCUCAAUGCAUCAUACUCCGACACCGAGGACGUUGUCUUUGGCAUGGCCCUCGUCGAUGAAGAGGACACCGAUGAUGGUGAACCUCAUACAGCACUCCCUUUCCGCUUCAUAUUGAAUAAAGAUCAGACCAUUGCCGAUUGCCUUGAGGCGAUCGAGGCACAAGAGCUUCCCUUGUUGUCAUCCAGCGGCAUUGACCUCGAGGCAAUUGCCGGGCUGGGACCGGAUUUGCUCGGUGCCACGCAGUUCAGAAACCAGCUCGUCGUCUACCCGGCCAUGAUGGCCAAUAUCGACGUCCUGCUGAACCGCCCUCUCAAUGUUGAGUGCUUCCUGAACCCUUCAGGAGUACUGGUUCAGGCAUUUUAUGACACAGAAAUCCUGGAAGGGAUUGAGGUCCGUCAAAUCCUGGCCACGUUUGAAUCUUUGAUUCAGCAACUUGACGACGUGUCCAACCUGGGCAAGCCAAUCGGCCAAGUUGAAGCCAUCAGCCCUGAAGACAAGGCUCAGCUCGAAAAAUGGUGCGAGCACCUACCACCGGCCGUGGAAAAGUGUGUUCACUGGCUGUUCCAAGAAAGGGCCCGCGAGACGCCCCGCGCCGAGGCCGUGUUCUCAACAUCGCAGAACGUCUCUUGGACCUACGAACAGCUGGAUGCUCUCACCGACAAGCUUGCUCACCUUCUCGUCUCCAAGCGUGUCAGCCCAGGCAAGAUUGUCCCCGUGAUGUUUGAAAAGAGCGUCUGGAUGGUCGUUGCAACCAUGGCAGUCCUCAAAGCCGGCGGUGCCUUUGCGUAUGUUGAGCCCAACCAGCCUUGGGAGGAUGUCUCCAGGAUCCUGGGUUCAAUCGAAUCCACCUUUGUGCUCUGCUCGGCAAAGUACGAGGGCCUGCUGAGUACACAUGACGUCGAAUCAGUGAUUGUCGACGAAGCACUUCUUGCCCGCCUCCCAUCGUGCGGAUCAGUUGAGGACAUUUCUCAGCCCGCUGAUACGAGCUACAUUGUCUUUACAUCCGGAACCACUGGACGUUCCAAAGGCAUCGUAUCAAACCAUUCUUCAUUUUGCACCAGCAUAUUGGCACACGGCAAGACCGAAUUUUACGGCCCAGGGUCGCGAUGCUUUGCUUUUUCGGCCUACAAUUUUGACCUCAGCCUCACAGACAUUUUUACCACGUUGGCUUUUGGAGCUUGCAUUUGCAUUCCAUCCGACGAGGAAAAGAUGAACGCACUCACCACAACCAUAGCUCGUAUGAGAGCAACCCACAUUGCCGCCAUACCGACCGUCUCCCAAUUUAUCAAUCCUGAGGAUGUCCCCUCAGUCAAGUAUUUUCUCACAGGCGGAGAGUUUUCGAAGCCUGAAGUCGUCAAGAAGUGGCUAUCUGCUGGUAGGACCUACAUGAACAUCUACGGCCCUGCAGAAUGCAACUCGAGAAUGGCCAACAAUACUUUCAAACCCGGUGAAGACGGCAGCUGCAUCGGCCAUCCAACCGGCUGUUGUGUCUGGAUCACCAAAAGCGAUGAUCCCAAUGCGCUGGUACCACUAGGUGCACCCGGUGAGCUCCUUAUAGAAGGAAACCUGGUCUCAAGUGGCUACCUGAAGGAAGAUGAGAAGACCGCCGCCGCGUUCAUCACUGCUCCGGAUUGGCUUGUGAGAAUUUUCCCCGACCGGGCAUCUUCGAGAUUAUAUCGCACCGGCGACUUAGCACAGUGGCAACCAGACGGAAGAUUACGCCUGAUCGGUCGUCGGGACACGCAGAUGAAAAUCCAUGGCGUGAGACUCGAGGCAGCACAUAUCGAAGUCAAACUCGCUGAGGUACUCCCAAGUGGGUCUCAGCCGAUUGUUGAGAAGAUUCUUGUCGGAACAGAAGGCAAGAGGGAAAAACUUGCCGCCUUUGUCAAGUUGCCCGGUUACUCGACCAAUAACGACGACGGGCCUCCUUCAUUCUUGGAACCUACUCCAGAUCUUUGUGACUUGCUUGCUGGUGUGCAAGAUUCGAUGCUCGCUCGCCUCCCUGCCUGGAUGUGUCCAAAUCACAUUUUGCCACUUGACAAAUAUCCUAGAGCUCACUCUGGUAAGGUCAACAGAAAGUUCUUGCGGGAAAUGGUUGCGGAUUGGUCAGAGGAGUCCUUGAACCGCUUCACUGUCUCAUGCUCAGCAGCUAGCAAAGAGCUUCCUGUCAGCCCUGUUGAAAAGGCCAUAGCCGGAUUGUGGGCAGAGGUGCUUCAUCUCUCUACUUCACUCGUCGGGCGUCACGACUCAUUCUUCCGUCUGGGUGGAGAUUCGGUUGCUGCCAUGAAGGUAGCUUCAGCUUGUAGUGGCCGUCAAGACGGUUUGCGAAUACUGGUUGCCGACAUCUUCCGCCAUCCAAAACUGUCUGAUCUCGCAGUCAACGUGUCAAGCAAUUUUGUGAUUUCGCAAACAGUUGUUGCUCCGUUUGAGCUCAUUGGUGGACACUCAUCUCUCGAAAAGUACACCCAGGCGUUGAAUCUGGCAGGGAUCGACCCAUCAACCGUCGAAGACAUGUAUCCUUGCACGCCGAUGCAAGAAGGCAUGAUGGCGGAAACUAUGCUGUCGCCAAACACAUACAAGCUUCAGCAUGUACUCAAGCUUGAUCCCUUGAUUGAUCUUCCUCGCCUGCAAGGCGCGCUCGACCGGCUGGUCAAGUCGUUUGCAAUCCUCAGGACCAGGAUAAUACUGAUGCCGCGAAUCAAGGGAGUCACUGGCAGUAGCUCGUACCAGGUUGUCCUCAAAGAGUACUCUCCCGUCCAUACCAAGACGGCUGAGAAAGUGAAGAGUGCUCUUGCCGCCGAGAGAAAGGCUGCCAAAGUAGGCUAUGGCAACGAACUCAGUCGCUUCACCGUCAUUACUGCCGAGGGAGGUAGAUAUCUUGCCUGGACCAUUCACCACGCAGUAACAGAUGGCUACACAUAUAACCUCAUCCUCAAAAAGGUGGAAGAGUUGUACAAUGGGCUAGAAUCCCUCACAUCGACACCUUUUGUUCAUUUCGUCAAGCAUCUACAGGACCAGGACCAAGAGAAGAGCGCACAAGCUUGGAGGCAGAUGCUCGGAGGUGGUACCUCAUCUCACUGGCCUAGCUGCAGCAAUGAAGCACACGAACCAAUAGUCACGCGUACAAUCACAAAGACACUCACCUACCCCAGCAACGAGAGCGGCUGCACUAUUUCGACCGUCAUCAGAUCGGCUUGGGCUCUAGUCCUCAGUAGUCUUGUCGAGUCCUCUGACGUUAUAAUGGGUCUUGCUCUCGCCGGACGCGAUAUUGAGCUACCGGGCGUCGAUGACUGUGCAGGACCAUGUUUGACCACGGUUCCUUUCCGUGUUCUUGUCGGAGAUGAGACUUGUUCAGGAAUACUCAAUGCCGUUCAACAGCGCUAUGCUAAUAUCAUCCCUCAUCAACAUAUUGGCAUGAAGAACAUCCGCAAGGCAUUGGGUGCAUCAUCUCAGACAUGUGACAUUGCGAAUCUUCUUGUGAUCCAACCGGCUGGCUACCAGGCUGAUCAAGGAAUUUGGACUGAAGAAAAUAAUCUGAGCACAGACGAGGAGUUAAGCUUCGGAUUUACGCUUGAAUGCCUUCUUGAGUCUGAGAACAAAGUCACGGUAUUGUGUGGAUUCGACGAACAAAUGGUUACUGAAGCCAAGGCAAGGGAUAUUUUGGGCAUGCUCUCCACCGCAAUCAACUCCCUGACCCUUGCUUCAAACCAGAACAUAUUACUCACCGACAUGGCGGAUUUGCAAUUUGUCCAGCGCGCCAAGAUUCCCAAGCUGAAUAUUGGAAUGGACGCCGUAGAGCAAUGCCUUCAUUCAUUGGUGGAGGAGCAAGCUCGGUCGCAUGCAGAUGCCAUCAUGAUUGAUGCCUGGGACGCAAAGUUAACAUACCGUGAGGCCGAUCAAUACGCGACCCGUCUUGCCAGCUUUAUUGCAGGUCUUGGUGUUGGUCCUGAGGUUAUCGUGCCUUUUGCAUUCGAAAAGAGCGCAUGGACGACGGUAGCUAUCCUCGCCAUCCUCAAGGCAGGUGGUGCCUGCGUGGCUUUGGACAUGGCACACCCACGCUCGAGACUCGAGGGUAUGAUAGAAGAUGUCGGGGCAAAUCUGGUGCUAUGCAGCAGGAAACAGGAGCAGACUCUCAAGACGUACAAGGGUCUUCAACACAUCAUUGUUGUUGACCGAGACUCCCUUGAUCGUUUGCCCAGUGAUAAGACUUUCCGUAGCGAAGUCAAGCCAACCAACGCCGCUUGGGUUGUCUACUCAUCUGGCUCUACGGGAACCCCCAAAGGUGCAGUGCUAGAACACCGGUCACUCGCAACUACGGCUCGCACCAACUCGGAGGUCCUCGGUUGUGGUCCUAGCACCCGUGCCUUGUCGUUCGCGUCACAUUCAUUUGACGUUACCAUCGAGGACAACGUCACCAUUCCCAUGUUUGGCGGUUGCAUUUGCAUACCAUCCGAUGAAGAUCGCUUCAAUGACCUGGCUGGCGUCAUGACCCGCAUGUCUGUCAACUGGGCUGAUCUGACCCCCACUGUCGCUCGCAUGCUCUCUCCAAGCACUGUGCCAACCCUUCGCACCAUGGUUCUCGGUGGUGAAGCUUUGACCCAGGACAUAAUCGACACGUGGGCUCCUGUGGAAGGCUUCAGACUUUACAAUACCUAUGGACCCUCCGAGUGUUCAGUGCAGUGUACCUCCUGCUUGGAGCCUCUGGGACGUGAUGCCCGUGGAGGUAACAUUGGACAUCCGAUGAACUGCAGCAUGUUUAUUGUCAACUCGGAUGACCCCAAUGUGCUUUUGCCAGUAGGUGAGGUUGGAGAGAUGCUCAUUGAAGGGCCUAUUGUUGGUCGCGGCUAUCUCAAGAACGAGGAGAAAACUCGUCAGGCUUUCGUUCAAGGUCUGUCUUGGGCCAAGGACUCAUCCCGUCGUUUCUACCGCACCGGCGACCUUGGUAUGCUCAACGAGGAUGGUAGCUUCAGCUUCAUCUCACGCAUGGAUACUCAAAUCAAGUUGAAUGGUCAACGGGUAGAGCUGGGUGAGAUUGAGGCUGUUCUGCUCAAAACCUCGAAGCUGGCUCAGGUCUGCGUCGAGACAUUUAGCCCGCACUCGGUUAGUCGGAAGCUGCUUGUGGCCUUUAUCCAGCUGGAGCGUCAGUCGAGUGACGAAAGGAUGGAAACCAAGUCACCCUUGGAGCUUGUUGAAAUGACGGCCUCCAUCCGAGAGACGCUGGCUCGCAUCAAGCAGAAUUCUGCCGACCACCUUCCCGAGUACAUGGUUCCUUCACUUUUUGUUCCCGUGUACAGUCUGCCGAUGAGCGCUUCUGGAAAGAUUGAACGCAAAUCUCUGCGAGAACUGGCAUCUAGCUUCUCGCAACAGCAGACCCUCACUUAUGCACUUCGAGUUGACACCACCAUGGAUGGUCCCGUCUCUGAUUCUGUGAUUUCCGAGGUCCUCAAGGAACUCUGGGCAGAGGUUCUCCAAAUCGAUCUCCAGUCGCACGUCAUUGGCCCUGAGGAUAGCUUCCUGGAGCUAGGAGGCGACUCUAUCGCGGCCAUGCAGCUCGUCAGUAAGGCAAAGGUGGCCGGUCUGGAGUUGUCUGUUCGUGGAAUCAUGAAGACGCCUACACUGGCAAACAUGGUACUAUCGGCCAACAUUACACCUGGUGUCGAGAUACGGCCUAGGGGCAUUUCCAUCCCAAAGGCUCCCAAGUAUGGCCUGUCUCUUUCAAUCCCAACGCCUACUUCGGCAAUCUCCAGAAGCCUGCCGACUCCUUCAUUAGCCAAGGAUGAGCCUUAUAAUGCCUUUUCACUCGUCCCCGAAACCUUGAGCAGGACCACGUUGCUCAAUGAGGUGCUCGAUGUGGUACUAGGUGAGGAGAGACGUCUAGUCAAUGAUGUUUAUCCUUGCACCCCGCUGCAAGAUAGCUUAAUGGCCUUGACUGCCAAGGAUAGCACGGCUUACGUGCUGCGAGAGGUCUUUGAUCUUCCCGAGGAUACAGAUAUGAAGCUCUUCAAGCAGGCCUGGUCAGAUGUGGUGGCCGCUACCGACAUCUUCCGUACCCGCAUCGUCCACGUGCCCGGUCACGGUUCGUUCUCGGUCGUUCUUGAUACACCAUUGGAGUGGACCGAGGUCAAGACGUUGGAUGAGUACCUCGCCCUUGAUACGGCAAAUGAGAAAGACAUGAAUUAUGGCACGCGUUUGGUUCGCUUUGGGCUUGUGGGCAACGAUGGUAGUCCUCAGUUUGUCUGGACCAUGCACCACGCUUUGUAUGAUGGAUUCUCGUAUAACCUCACACUUGAGGCCGUCGAUCAGGCCUAUCAAGGAAUGGGAGUGCCACCUACACGACCCAUCCUGGACUUGGUCCGCUAUCUCGGACAGUUGCACCAGGAUGUUGUGGCUGACUUUUGGACCAAGAACCUCGAAGCCUGCCAAGCAGUUCCAUUCCCUCCUGCUGCUCCAGGUCAAAUCUGCGUGGCCGACAAUACGGUCAAACACUCGGUCAAGUUCCGCCGCCCACCGCGGUCCAAGUUUACUGCUGCAACUGUGCUCAAGGCUGCAUGGACCAUCCUGAUGGCACGUGUCUCGGAAUCUAACGAUGUCGUCUAUGGUCUGACUUCUUUUGGUCGUGACGUUCCCAUCGAUGAUGUUGAUAUCAUCAAUGGUCCACUUUUGACCACGACGCCUGUUCGUAUGCAAGUGGAUCUCGACGCAACUGUUGAAUCAUUCCUCGGGGCCGUGAAUGAGCAGUCAAUCGAAGCCGGUCCUUUCUCUCAUGCAGGAAUCCACAACAUCAAAAAGCUUAGUGAUUCCUGCCGGAGCGCCUGCGAAUUCCAGAACCUAAUCGUCAUUCAACCUGCCGGUGGUAAUUCCGAGGAGGACUCUCUCUUCCGAGACCGUGCAACCCACACCACCGCAAACAUAAUCUCUGGUUUUGGUUUGGUGGUUGAGUGCGGGCUCGGUGAGGGUACAGUUUCUCUGACUGCUCAUCAUGAUUCAUCUGUCUUGUCGGCAUUCCGUGCCGAAAGAUUGCUGAGGCAAUUCGCCCGAAUUGUUGAGCAGCUGAUUCGACUCCCACGCGGUGGAGCAGCCAGCAUCACCGUCGGUGAGAUUGAUGUUUUAUCCAGCAAGGACCGACAGGACUUGAGAGAGUGGAACAAGAACUGCCCUGCCUGGAUGGAUACCUGCAUGCACCAGCUCAUCAAGCGUAACACUCUCACAAACCCGGAGUUUCCCGCCAUCGAAUCCCGGGAAGUUACCUGGUCCUACCAACAACUGGAUGAUCUUGCCACGCACUUGGCUCAUCAACUUUGCGAGCUAGGGGCCGCACCAGAAAGAAUUGUCCCGAUCAGCAUGGAAAAGUCUGCCAAUGUCAUUGUGGCCAUGUUAGCUGUGCUCAAAGCCGGUGCUGCCUUUGUUCCCAUCAAUCCAGACGACCCUGAAGACCGCCGGGCUGAUCUUCUGGAACAAGUUCAGGCAGAAACGAUCUUGGUGUCACCUAACACCAAAGACCGUUAUGAGGGCUUUAACAAGCUCAAGAUGGUCACCUUACCUUCAGACCUUGCUGAAUGGGGGACUCUCAAUACUUCUCCACUACCUCCAAACGAUGUAAAACCUUCAAAUCUUGCCUACUUAUUGUUCACGUCUGGCAGUACUGGACGCCCCAAAGCCGUCAUGACUGAGCAUCGCGCCGUUUGCGCAAGCACAACCGGUCACGGCAAGGCCAUGGGCUUUGCAGAUUUCCCUCGUCGUGUCGUGCAGUUUUCAACCUACACUUUUGACGCCUGUAUCGGUGAGAUCUUUACUACACUUCGGUACGGCGGAACCAUUUGUGUGCCUGGCGAGCAGGAGCGCAUGAACGACCUCUCUGGCUUCAUUCGUGACUUUAGGUGCGACUGGGCUUUUUUCACUCCGACCUUUGCACGUCUACUCAAGCCUGAAAACAUCCCGUCCAUGAAGACAUUAGUCCUCGGAGGAGAGGCCGUGACUCAAGAGAGUGUUGACACUUGGGCGGACAAAUUGAGGCUAAUGAACGGUUACGGGCCUACCGAGACAUGCGUCUUUUGUACUUGUCGUGACAUCUCAAAAGGCGACAAGCCCGAGAAAAUUGGACACAUGGUUAGCUCCGUUGGUUGGGUUGUUGACCCGCAGGACCACAACCGUUUGAUGCCAAUUGGCUGUACGGGUGAGCUGUUGGUUCAAGCACCCGGAUUGGCUAGAGGCUACCUAGGUCAACCUGACAAGACCAGGGAGGUUUUUGUGCCUGCUCCAGCAUGGCUCAGGGACUUUGGCUACUCUACCGAUCAGGUGCUGUACAAGACGGGUGAUCUCGUGCGUCAGGACCUAACCGACGGUUCUCUGAUGUAUCUUGGCCGAAAGGACAACCAAACCAAGGUGAAUGGGCAGAGGCUGGAGCUGGGUGAGAUCGAGGCUGUGCUUAAUGGCAAGGAUGCCACCGUAGAGCAGGUUGUCGUUGUUGCUGGCAAGACUGUCAUUGAUAAGAACAAGCAAGUUCUUGUCGCAUUUGUCGAGUUUGUCUCCAAGGGCAGCAGUGAUGACAUGAUACUUGAGCAUGAUGAUGAGUCAAGACUCAAAAUGAAAGAGCUGGAAGCCCUGGCGCGGACCAGUCUACCAAAAUACAUGGUCCCUACUCUUUGGAUUCCUGUCUCCAAGAUGCCUUCCUUGGCAGCCAGUAGCAAGACAGACAGAAAGACACUGGGCUUCAAGAUAGCUAGUCUGACCCCUGAGCAGCUUACGGCAUAUUCACUCGCCACAAGCACCAGCUCAUCCUCUCGCGCUCCUUCAACCAACAAAGAGAGAUCAAUCGUCAACCUCGUAGCUCAAAGUCUUGGGCGCGAUGCAACCUCGCUCAGUGUUGACGACAACUUCCUGGCACUUGGAGGCGACUCCAUCACAGCCAUUCAGCUAACCGGAGCUGCACGAGCUGCUGGCAUUGUACUCACUCAUGAGGACGUCUUCCGUUAUCCCCGUCUUGCUGACAUGGCGAAUGUGGCAAAAUUUAGCUCUGAGUCAGCUGAAAACACCAAAGACGUCGAGCCAUUUUCCCUCAUCCCAGGAGACAAGAAGGAAACGGUGCUCUCAGCCCUUGAGAAGACGUACCGCAUGCCUCGCAGCACAGUCGCAGACGUUCUCCCUUGUGCGCCAAUCCAGCCGGGCCUCAUCGCAUUGACGGUUAAAGACUCUCAGGCCUAUGUGCUUCGUGAGGUAUACCGUCUCCCGGCCAAGUUGGACGUUGAAAGAUUCAAACAGUCUUGGGAGGCUGUUGCUCGCGAUGCAGGCAUCCUACGCACUACCAUAGUCAACAUAGACGAGCUCAACAGCUUUUUCCAGGUCGUUAGGGGUGCUGGCAAGGAUGUCAUUGACUGGCGUUCUGGAAAGAGCGUCAAAGGAUACAUUGAUGAAGACAAACGCCUACCUUUCCAAUUGGGUACACCAUUUUCACGCUUGGCCAUUGUCGACACACCCUUUACCGGCAGCUAUUUCAUCUGGUCGAUUCACCAUUCUACAUAUGACGGCUGGUCAAAGAAUCUCAUCCUUCGUCGUGUACAGGCAGCAUAUGAGUCGUCAUCGCCACAGCCCGUCAUUGAGCCGACGCCUCCAUUCAGUCGAUUCAUCGCCCACCUCCAGGAGACGGACCCUGAAGAAUGCCGAGCUUUUUGGCAGGAUCAAUUCAAGGGCAUCUCAGCACCGCCGUGGCCUCUCCUUCCCAACCAGCAGUUUGAUCCUCUCCUAGACGGCGAAGUGGCCAUCACUUUGCCCUUUGAGCGUCGUCUCGGGUCAAGCUUUACCACUUCCACCAUCAUCAAGGCUGCAUGGGCUCUCGUGCAGGGUUGUCAUAGCGGCUCACCUGACGAUGUACUAUUUGGUGUGAUUCAGAGUGGUCGUGACACACCGGUUGAGGGUAUUACAGAAAUGGUCGGGCCUACCAUCACGACGGUACCCCUUCGAAUUGCCGUUGAGAAGACUGCCACGACCGUGCCACAAUUCUUGCAAAUGAUACAAGACCAGACCACCAACAUGAUCAAGUUUGAGCAUGCUGGUUUGCAAAAUAUACAGCGUAUGGGCAAGGAAUGCCGCGAAGCCUGCGGGUUUGCAUGCGUCAUGGUUAUCCAGCCCCCGGAUGUGCACGACGAGGUUUCAUUCCUCGGCGCGCAAAAGCUGUCGGAUGAGGAAAAGGAGACACUUCGCUUCGGCAUGGGUAUCCACGUCCGUAUUCGCAGGGACAACCAAUUAGACAUUCUGGGAAAUUUCGAUCCCAGAAUUACUCCCGAAGCCGUCAUGCGUCGGAUUCUUUAUCAAUUCAAGCAUGUGGUCGAGCAGAUUAUAGAACACGCAACCGAAAGCAUCAUUCCCCUUUCCGAUAUUGAUCUCUUCAGUCCGUACGACAAGGACCAAGUCAUUUCUUGGAACCAACCCACAGAGCUCAACCCCUUGGAACUUGAGGGCCACCUUGCCGCUGGACUCACUCAUGAGCUGUUUCACCUCGCAGCUACUGCCAACGAAGCGAGGGAAAAGAGCAUGGCCAUCAAUGCAUGGGAUGUUGAUUUCCGUUACGGCGACCUCGAUCGGAUUACCACCAAGCUGGCUCAUCACUUGCAAAAUUCUUUCAGCAUUGGGCCUGAGGUUAUUGUCCCUCUUUGUUUCGAGAAGUCAGGCUGGGCUAUAGUUGCCAUGUUGUCGGUCAUGAAGGCUGGCGGUGCAGUGGUAUUCCUCGAUCCCUCCUACCCAAUGGGUCGUCUGAAUGAGAUUCUCAACCAGAUUGAAACCAAAGUUAUCCUCUGCUCUCUGGCUCAGGUUUCUCUCUGGCGGUCGUCUGGUCUGUCCGUUCAGGUCGUGGACAACGUUUCUAUUGCCGCCCUACCAGACGCAGGACCCGAACUCCCAAUCACCAGUGCCACCUUGUCUAGCGCUCUGUAUGUCAUCUUUACCUCUGGUUCAACUGGAGUUCCCAAGGGUUGCGUGGUUGAACAUCGGGCUUUCUUGCACUCUUGUCAAGCUCAGGCUCGUACUUUUAAUGUACGCCCUGAAGACCGAGUGCUGCAGGGCUGCCCUUAUAGCUUUGACGUGAGUGUCAUGGAGAUGUUAACCACUCUACUCCACGGCGCUUGCGUCUGUGUGCCCAACGAGCGGGCCAAGAACCGUAGCAUGGUUGAUGUGAUCAACGACUUUCAUAUCAACUGGACCUUUUUGACUCCCUCGGUCGUCAGGUUUAUUGAGCCUGCCGAGGUGCCGACCCUGGAAAAGCUGGUUCUCGGAGGCGAGGCCAUGACCAGGCAGAAUAUUGACAUUUGGGCAAACAAAGUUCAACUGGCCAACGGUUACGGCCCGACCGAGUGUGCUAUCUCUGCUACUGUCAAUAACCACAUCACGCCCGAAAUGGACCCGGCUAAUAUUGGCAAGGCCAUUGGCGGUAUUUGCUGGAUUGUGGAUGCAGAAAAUCACGACAUAUUGGCUCCUGUUGGAACUGUUGGAGAGCUUGUCAUCGAGGGCCCGACUUUGGCGCGCGGUUAUCUCAAGAACCCCGAAAAGACGGCAGAAUCUUUUAUCAAUGACCCUGCCUGGUCACUCAAGCUUGAUGGCAAACACCGACGUCUUUACAAAACCGGUGAUUUGGCCUAUUACGAUGCUGAUGGAUGCAUUAUGUUCUGUGGACGAAAGGAUGCGCAGGUCAAGGUCCGAGGUCAGAGGAUGGAAUUAGGCGAAAUCGAAUCUCAUCUCAGCCAAAACGCCGAGAUUCAACAUGCUGCUGUCUUGUACCCUACAUCUGGCCCUUGCAAGGGUCAACUAGUCGGCAUGGUUUCCAUCAAGAAGCUUGGUGCUGAAACCAACCGGGAUGGUAUCGUUGAGCUAGUAGAUGGUGAGGAGACCUCUAUUGCAGCAGCGGUCACCUCGGACGCUACCGUUCACCUGUCUUCGCUUGUACCUGGCUACAUGAUCCCCAACCUUUGGAUCGCAGUCAAGAGUUUCCCACUGCUCCCUUCGGAAAAGCUCAACCGGAAAUGUCUCAGCCAGUGGCUCAAUGGCAUGUCGGAUGAACUGCACAAAUGCGUGUGCGGCAUUACAACUGCAAGCCCGGAUGGCAGUUCAGCUUCUCAACAACUCAAAAUAGUCGAACCAUCUACUGAUGCAGAGAAGAUUAUCCACCAGGUCUGGUGUGAUGUUCUCAAUCUGCAGGCCGAAGAGGUGGGAGUUACGCAGGAUUUUGUCACACUUGGCGGUGACUCCAUCCUCGCAAUGGCCAUGUCUUCCAAACUGAGAAAGGCAGGUUUCCAAGUCUCGGUUACUGAUCUUCUCAUGACACGUACCAUAAAGAAGCUUGCCGCUCGCAUUGGUCACACGACCAAAAGUCCAAAGGACAAGACCAAGAGCCCUCUUGGUCUGCGCAUGCUUGGCUUUUUUGGAGACUCGGAUCUUGACAAUGACAAUGACACGGGCUACGAGUCAGACCGUAGUGAUGCCACCACAGCCGCUACUUCGGUCUCGGUCACAAGUGGUAGUAAUUCAAAAGAGGGACAACCGGUCCAAAGUCAGCAACCAACCGAGCUCUUUGAUCUCACUCCGAUGCAGCAAUACUAUGCUAGUCUCGCCCUUGGAAACGACGAGCUGUCCCGACAGACGGAUGCUAGGUUCAACCACAGUUUCUGCAUCAAACUCAAGCGUCCUCUUAACCCUGCCGUCCUGUCAUCUGCCUUCUCCGAGAUCAUUACCCGUCACAUGAUGCUACGUGUGCGUCUGCAGCGAUGUGAUGAAGAAACGGCAGCAUGUGGCUUUCGCCAGUUUAUAUCUCCCGACGUCAAAAAGUCUUUCCGUCUCCGCGAAUGGAGCAAUGUGGCCUCGGUGGACGACGUCAAGGACCGUCUAGAGGAUGCCCGUAUCACACUAGAUCUCGAAAACGGUCCAAUCAGCUCACUUGAUCUCGUCACCACAACCGGUGGAGAUUCAUUCCUUUACCUUGUUACACACCAUAUUGUCGUCGAUCUUGUAUCUUGGAACUCAAUCCUCCGAGACUUUGACGAUCUACUGUACAAGGGUGCUUUUAGCUACGAGGAGCCGAGUCCGUUCCCGCUGUGGGCUCAAAAGCAGGCCGAGUAUGCUCGCCUUCAUCUCGAUCCCAAGACUACACUACCAGCGCCUAUUCCUACGGCGGACUUUAAAUUCUGGGGCAUGGCAGACGACAAUGGUACUCCUCUCCCGAACCUCGCCAGAGACACAACUCAUCACACAAUCUCCAUACCCGAAGCUGCUACGGCCAUGCUCUUGCGGGAGAGCCAUGCCAAGUACAAGGCUGAGCCCAUGGAUAUUCUUGUAUCGGCACUUACACGUUCGUUCUUCCUCGUCUACGGCCAAGCGCGCGAAUCGCCACCAGCCAUCUUCCGUUUUGGUCAUGGCCGUGAGGAUAUUGAGGGGCUACCAGACGUCUCGUCGACAGUCGGCUGGUUCUCAACCCUGUCUCCCAUACACGUGCCCAUCGGGUUAGGCCAAGACUGCAGCGCCACUAGCAUGCUCUCCAAAACCGUCGACCUACGUCAACGUACCCCCAACAACGGUUGGGCUUAUUUUGCCUCGCGUUACCACCAUCCUGAAGGUGCCACCGUCUUCAAGGGUCAUGAAAAUAUGGAGGUGGCCAUCAAUUAUCUUGGCGUCAUGGAUCGACAGGUUCGUGGUGCAGAUUCUGCCAUAUUCGACCUCACUAAUAUGAUAGACGGAGGCCUGGGUGCCAAGGGCCAAGAUGUCAAGUGUAUGAGUCUGUUUGGCAUCACGGCAGAGGUGCGAGCCGGUUCCCUUCAGGUGGACUUGGAGUGGAAUCGCCGCAUAAGAGGACAAAGUCAGGUCAAGGCCUGGUGGAGGGAAUUUGAGGCUUGCCUGAAGGAGUUGGCGUCGACCGGUUCACCUUAUGUAAGGAGUAGCAGUGGUGAAUGGGGAGUAAUGCCCAACGCGGGGAGGAGAACGUCUCUGUCUAGGGAGAAUAGGCGGAUGCGGUCGAUUUCAGGGCACAGGUCGCGGAAGACCUCCAUUGCAUAG